Zea mays is the source of this 680-nucleotide messenger RNA. RefSeq lists its product as uncharacterized. Lineage: Eukaryota; Viridiplantae; Streptophyta; Magnoliopsida; Poales; Poaceae. The record is from RefSeq and is marked validated. The transcript has 2 exons. The coding region runs from base 111 to 395 and encodes 94 amino acids.
AUUCAUCCAGAUAGAGUUCCACGUACGACGUAGCAGUGAUCCAUUCCCACGUACGUUCCAGAAGAAUCUGCAGCAGGGAGGGACGAGCAGCUAGCUAGCCAUCCAUCCAAAUGGGCCGUUGGUUGAAGCCAGAUGUGUACCCGCUGAUCGCGGCCAUGUCGUUCGUGACGGGGAUGUGCGUGUUCCAGCUGGCCCGGAACGUGCUGAUGAACCCGGACGUGCGGGUGAGCAAGACCAGCCGGCAGAGCGCCGUGCUGGACAACGCCGGCGAGGGCCAGCGCUACAGCCAGCACGCCUUCCGCCGCUUCCUCGCCACGCAGCGCCCGGAGGUCUUCCCCGCCCUCAACAGCUUCUUCUCCGACUCCAAUAAUAAUAACACCCCCGCCGACAAGUGAUAAAUUCAUCUCAUCGACGGUCUGGUCUUAAUUACUCUUACGCCGCCGGCCGGCGACGACGGCGCGCGCGUGUCUGUAAUCAUGCCACAUAUAUAUAGUGUACAUGUGCCGGUCGAAUAAAAGUUGAGUCUCUUUUAGUCCUUCCAUACGACAGGCCGGGAUCGGGUCUGGACUGGAGCUCGUGAACUACCUGCACACGGCCCCGCUGGUGGUGCUGGGGGCGACCGGCGACGCUCGUGACCUACCUGCACAUGAUCCUUUCAUAAAGACCACGAUCUGACUGAA